AUGGCCCCAUGCAGUGAGGACUUCCCACCACCUCAACACGGCUCGGCCACCUGUGCUGCUACCACCAGCGGAGGGCAGUUCUGCACAGUCGCCUGCGAAUCCCAACACGAGUUCGCCUGCACACCUGCUGACGGUUACAGCUGUGACCUGGCGGGUCAGUGGCAUGAGCUGGGCCGGACAACAUGUCCCGAUAGGCUGACGGAAAACGCACCCUGGCCGGACUGUUCGAGGGCACAUUACACAGGAUACCCUCGACAAAAGAGUGAGGUGGAUUUCUAUUUCGACGGAGACUGCCAAAGCAACAAUUCCAACAUCAUACAGAUGUUCGAGCGCCUGUUCAACACACUUGAUGGAGCAGCAACCUCGGGAUCAGGAACGUGCAACAUUGAGAACGUCAACGUGGCAUGCGGCAGCACUAAGCGGUCUGUAGAAACCCCCCGAUCCGGCCCUGGUUUCGUCGUGCAGUUUGACAUCGUCGCCGUCAGCACCCUGCCAGCUGACCAGAUCACGGCUGUGGAUCAGGGCGAUCUCAUGUUUCUUCUCGGAGGCACUGCCUACGAGAUUGAAGACAAAAUCUACUCUGGAGAAUUCUUCAUGACCAUAGACGGCAGACGUGCAGAAGGCUUGUCUUUUGCAAUGACAGCCCCACCAGCAUUCGAGACUGAUUGCCAAGAUGGACAAAUGGCCGUGAAUGAGAAUUUCUCCGCUUACUGCCUGGACUGCCCCAAAGGAACAUUCAAACCAGUUGACAACAUCUCCUGUGUGAAGUGUGACUACCAGGAGUACCAGGACGAGGAAGCACAGUCUACCUGCAAGUCUUGUCCUGCUGGAACAAACGCCGUCUUCAGAGGAGCGAAGGACAUCGCAGACUGCACAGCCCAAUGUGUGGGAGAUGAGUCACCUUGUGCCGACUGCCAUCUUGUUAGUGGGAGCUUCCGCUGCAAGUGUGCUAAUGGAUGGGUGGGCUCGAGUGAUGGCCUGGUCUGUGGACGUGAUGGUGACAUGGACGGCUUCUCCGAUGUCCCCAUCUCAUGUGGAAAUGAGACAUGCAUCUUGGACAACUGCCCAGGAGAGCACAACCCUGACCAACUGGACAUGGACAAUGAUGGGAAAGGAGACGUCUGUGAUGAUGACACCGACGGUGAUGGUGUUUGGAACGACCAGGAUAACUGCCCGAUGGAUCCCAACCCUGACCAGAUUGACUCGGAUGGUGAUGGCAUCGGGAGCCUGUGUGACAACUGUGUCUCCACACCCAACUCUGACCAGGCUAACAGUGGUGACAGUGCAACAGGUGACGCUUGUAGGGCCGUGUUGGAAGAGGUCAUCGCUAAGCUAUGUGAGAACCUGCCUGACGGGACUUACCGUCCCCACCCGUUCGACUGCUCCAUGUACGUGCAGUGUCACCAGGCGGGACAUGACGCUGUGUUCAACUGUCCUUCGGCCACCGGCUGGAGCCAGGAACUACUCACCUGCGCCGGUUUGGACAGGUCACUUGUGGCUAGGCGCAGAGGCAACAUCAUCGACAAUCCGAGCCGAAGCUGACUCAGGAGAGACGUUCUCUCGUAUCAGGCAUCUUUUACCGCUUUCAAAAGAGCUACGCUAUAGAGGCAACCAAAGUAAAUUAGAUGCUAUUCGCGCAAAUUCUCCCUUGCUUGCUAUUUCACUUGCAUUGAAUA
Messenger RNA from Branchiostoma floridae (Florida lancelet), 1676 nucleotides. Its product is annotated as signal peptide, CUB and EGF-like domain-containing protein 2. Gene Ontology annotation, molecular function: calcium ion binding; chitin binding. Gene Ontology annotation, cellular component: extracellular region. Lineage: Eukaryota; Metazoa; Chordata; Leptocardii; Amphioxiformes; Branchiostomatidae. The record is from RefSeq and is a predicted model, not a curated record. Gene Ontology annotation, biological process: cell adhesion. The transcript has 11 exons. The coding region runs from base 1 to 1542 and encodes 513 amino acids.